AUGAUAGAUACAUCAAAUAAGACACGCAUUCAAGGAAGAAUUAUAAAUGUUUCUUCUGCGGUUCAUAGUUGGGUAAAAAGAACAUGCUUUUGUUUUAAAGACAUGCUCAAUGGAAAAAAUUACAACGGGACGCGUGCAUAUGCCCAAUCAAAAUUAGCCAUGAUUCUACAUGUAAAGGAAAUGGCUAGACAGCUAAAGGCCAAGAAUGCAAGAGUAACUAUCAAUGCAGUGCAUCCAGGCAUUGUGAGAACGGAAAUUAUUAGAGCACAUAAGGGCUUAAUAACAGAUUUCUUGUUUUUCAUUGCAUCAAAGUUGCUCAAAACAGUAUCGCAGGGUGCAUCAACUACUUGUUAUGUUGCGCUGGGCAGGAACACAGAAGGGGUGAGUGGAAAAUACUUUAUCGAUUGCAAUGAGAGUGAUUGCUCAAGUCUUGCAAAUGAUGAAUUAGAAGCUAAAACUCUAUGGAACGAUACAAAUACUUUUCUUCACAAACGACUACAACAAGCACCAACUGGAAGUUCUUCUUCCAUAUUUUCUACACCUUAUGUCUAA
Messenger RNA from Vicia faba (fava bean), 552 nucleotides. Lineage: Eukaryota; Viridiplantae; Streptophyta; Magnoliopsida; Fabales; Fabaceae. The record is from the annotation of a GenBank genome assembly.